AUGAGGCCGUCGCUAUUGCCUCACCGCCGGCGGAGGGUGCUAUGUUCGUCGUUGCUGCUGCUUGCCCGUUGCUACGCCGUCGCUCGCGUCGCCGGUGUCGCUUGGGCUGUCGAACGCCGCCACUCCACCGCUAUUGAAUCGCAGAUAAUGCUGCUGCCGGUUUCGUUGAAGACCCAGUGUCCAAGAAUCGUUGACCAUCACGAAACCCUUCAGAUCUGCUUAAAUACAUAUCGAUGGAUUCAGCCAUUUCUUCCUUUCUUACCACAAUACAUACAGUUUUUCCAUGAAACUGAAACUGUGCAGGAAAUGAAUCCCCGAAGUGUAUCUUCAAUCGAUGAGAUGAUACCCAUUGUCCAGAAGCACGAAAAUUCAAAAACUCCGACGACUUCAUAUGGCCCUCCUCCUCCACCACCGGAACCACCACGACCGCCGAAGCCAGAUCUACUUGGAAAUAGAGACGAUAUCCACAAAUUCAACGUUCCUGUUGGCAAACGCCCAAAUCUUAUAGGGUUUGUCAUCAGUGAAAAUUAUGAUACUACACUUCACAUUGCAACAUCUGCAAACAUCAGCAAAUCAGUGGAAAAGUUUGUGAAAAAUCAUGUGAAUGGAACAGUUAGAACUUCAGAACAAAUAUCACAACACUUCACUGUGUAUAGUAUCAACAAAUGGAUAUCGAGUUGUGUAGAAGCUGAUCUCUUUGAUGUUGCCUUAAAAAUAGUGUAUUGA
Molecule: messenger RNA, 726 nt
Organism: Lactuca virosa
Lineage: Eukaryota; Viridiplantae; Streptophyta; Magnoliopsida; Asterales; Asteraceae
Source: the annotation of a GenBank genome assembly